CAUUGGCCUACCUUGUCAGAAGUGAAGUACUGAGCUAAAUUAGAGCCAUUUCGAGGCAAAUUAAUAAAAAAUUGCAAAUAAUACGGACAAAACGACACGACAUGUGAUUUCAUCUUUUCAUGACACGGCCCACGGCCCCUGGGCUCUAAUGAGUAUGCGCAGUGGAGUAUCCAAAAUGGCGGCGAAAAAUUGUGAAAUCAUAUUUAACAGAACUAUCGAGUUAUUUCGACGAAAUUUAUGGCGAAAAUCAUCGCGUAAUGUGGUGUUUAUUAGAAAUUUGUCUACGCCUAAUGUAUUUGCAGCAAUGUCUCUGAAACAAAACCGAUUAAAAGAUGAAAAUAGCUCAAAUUCUGAGCAUAAUUUAACCACCCCUUUCGACACAUUUAUCAAUCGGAAUCCGAAAAACCCCGAGUACUUUGGCUAUAACAAGCAGCGGGGUUACUCUACACAGUACAAAAAGCGAAAUUUUUUCAAAAGGUAGGUCUGGAGCGAACUUCGAAGGCAAGCUAUAAAAUGCUGAGUCAGCAGUCUCGAUCAAAACCAGGGUCGUUGUAGCUAGCCCCAGAGUGAAGGGAUGAGGUCAAAUUGUCCGGGGGAAUGGUUCCCCCAGAAAAGGUUCUAUUUUUAGGGUUUCCAAAACACUAUUUCAUGCAUUUUAGAUGUGUUUUAUGAUCAUCUGAAGGCACAGAUUUGGUAUGAAAACAUUUAUAAGAGGUCCCCCCCCAGUUUCUCCUCAGUUUUGAGCAAAUACAAAAUUGGUCCUAAAGAAAAGUGGAAGGGGGUCCAGACCCCGAUUCCCCCCCCCACAGUGGCUAUGCCUCUAGUUGCUACAGAAGGAAUCCUGUGAUGUUACUUAUGAUCAACAACUGCAUGUUGCAGGAACUAAUACCAGACUUUGCUACAUUUUUGAGUAACUUCCAAACACUCAUUAAUAAUUCAUAAGCUUAUUGACAAAUCAUGUCAACCGUAAUAUGUCACGUGAAGAGGCUUUAUACCUGAUAAAACUCAUCUUCAUUAGUAUUCUUUACAUAAAAGUCUAUCCUAAUUAGUAUUCUUUAUAUAAAGAAUAUUAAUGAGACGGCAUGUAUUGUAGUCAUGUGUGAAGCCAUUCAAAACACUUGAAGUCUUGUUUUAUAUCUAAAAUGCUCAUGCUGCACACUCGCAUUUUAAAUUUGACAAACACUCCUAGGCAUGUUUUAAAUAGUAUGUAAUAUGGUAACUAGUUACUUUGUUGACAAGGUAACUUGUAACUAGUUACAAAAAUCAUGUAACUUUUACAACCUGACUAACACACCCUUAUUUCUCGCAUUGUGUUUUUUCCCAGGUUAAAUUUAGUGUUAACCAAUCGACACAUAAAAGCUUAUGUUGAAGACCAACAUGGGAAAAUUCUCGCCAAAGCUUCGACAGAAGAAUUUGACAUCCGAAAACACUUGUUCAAAGCAAAUGAUGUCUCGGCAGCCAUGAAUAUUGGCCACAUUAUCGCAGACAGAUGUCUACAUGCUGGACUAAACAGAGUUUCAAUGUACACUACAGAUAUACGCAAGAAAGAAAAGGUGAUCCACUUCGGAAAUGUUUAAAUAUUUAUAGGCCAGGACAAGAUUAAAUGACAAGUUUCAUAGUUAUUUUCCUGAUACCAGGCACUGCUUAGUAAUGAAAAUAAUUUUAAGUACUAUUUAAAACAUGAACUCGCAGGAGUUAUUUGUCUUACAUAUAGCACAAGCCGAAAGCCAAGUGUUUUAUACCGGGUAUAAGUGCUUAAUAAAUCCAUUUGAUAAAUUUAAUUUCUCUAGUUUCAAGAAUUCAGAAAAGCAGUGACUUCAAGAGGCAUAGAACUGACAGAACCAGCCAGAGUUAUACCACCUCAGACAUUUUAUACAGGUAGGCUCAUUCUGGAAAAUAUUGUUGCAAAUUAGUAUUAUCAGGGCAAUUGAUUUACUUUUAUAUUAUAGUUUGUUAUUAAUUAGUUUAUCUAAUUAAUUAAAUGAUAAUAUUUGUCUCUUGAUUCUAGGAAUUUCUGUCAAAAAGAAACGUAAAGGAAUUAUUGGAAUGAAAAUAAAUAACUCCACAAAAAGAAAAUUUACAUAAAGUCAUCUCUUGGAUUUAUUUAAGUGAACCAUUCCUGUAGAAGAUACUCAUUGAUGUCUUACAGUAUUUGUUUCACAACUAAACAAAGAAAUAAAACAAACUUUCCACACUCUUACUGUUUGUAUUUUCUAAUCUGUACAUAAAAGUUGCUAACUACAUUACUUAAACAACACGUUUGACUUCGAAGAAUCGUUUAAGGUAAUAUACUUGUCCAACUGUCAUCGCCACCAGGACCAGAGAUUCAAAGAAUGACCACCACACGACACGGCUGUUUGUGUUGUCAUUAACUGUAAAAAGAUUGAGAUAAUUGAUGACAAAGAACAAGGCUUAAAUUUUUUUAUUAAAAACAAUAGUUCGGAGUUUACUCCAUCAUCAG
Paramuricea clavata is the source of this 2461-nucleotide messenger RNA. Lineage: Eukaryota; Metazoa; Cnidaria; Anthozoa; Malacalcyonacea; Plexauridae. The record is from the annotation of a GenBank genome assembly.